Perca fluviatilis (European perch) is the source of this 2658-nucleotide messenger RNA. Its product is annotated as gastrula zinc finger protein XlCGF57.1-like. The coding region runs from base 232 to 2067 and encodes 611 amino acids. The transcript has a single exon. Gene Ontology annotation, biological process: regulation of cytokine production; regulation of immune system process; negative regulation of transcription by RNA polymerase II. Lineage: Eukaryota; Metazoa; Chordata; Actinopteri; Perciformes; Percidae. The record is from RefSeq and is a predicted model, not a curated record.
CAACCAGAGACUGGAGACUCUUCUGAACCUGAGACUGAUGACAGUGCUGAUUGGAAGGAGACCAGAGAACAGGAAAAACUAUUUAGCUGCGGUGUUUGUGACGAGACAUUUCAGUGGCUAAAUCAGGUCAAAAGACAUAAAUGUGUUGGCCGUCAGUCGUCACAGCUUCAUCAGAGUCCAACUGAGGAGAACAGCAAGGCAGAGCCUCCAUCCAGCAGAGAAACUCAACACAUGGAAACAGAAGCUGAUGGAGAGGACUGUGGAGGACCAGAACCAGCCAAGAACUCACAUCCACUUCUACAACCAGAGACUGAAGACCAGACUGGAGACUCUUCUGAACUUGAGGCUGAUGACAGUGCUGAUUGGAAGGAGACCAGAGAACAUCAGUCGGCUUUAAACUCUCUGAAAAAUACUGAAGUCCCAGUAAGUCGUACGACUGAUACCGCUGGGGAAAAACUGUUAGGGGGCUCUGAGUGUUGGAAAGGACUUGGCUGCAAGACACUUAAGUAUCGCACGGUUAUAAAGAAGAUUCUGUUCAGCUGCAGCGUUUGUGACCAAAGUUUCACCUGGUACAAACAGCUCAGGAACCAUCAGUGUCUCGGCCGUCAGAGUCAAACUGAGGAGAACAGGGAGGCAGCUGAGGACACGGAAGCAGAAGCUGAUGGAGAGGACUGUGGAGGACCAGAACCAGCCAGGAACUCUCAUCCACAUCCACUAUUACAACCAGAGACUGAAGACCAGACUGGAGACUCUUCAGGAUUUAAAACAAAGGGUGGAGAUGACGAUCAGACUGACCCCAGUGAUCCUCACUCAACUCUGAAAAGUAACAGAGUCCCUGUGAGCGAUGAGCGACGUACAGGAGAGAAAACUUUCAGCUGUUCAGUUUGUGAGAAAUGUUUCAAAUACAGAAGUUUUUUUGUGAAGCACAUGAGAACGCACAUGAGAGAGACAACGUCCUCUGUUAGUGAUGCUCACAGUGAAGUACGUUUAAAACCAGACACUGGAGACUCUUCUGAAAUUAAUUCUGACGUCAGCGAUCAUCGGACCGAUCCCAGUGAACCUCAGUCAACUCUGAAAUGUAACAGAGUCCCUGUGAGCGGUAAGAGACGUAAAACUGGAAAUUGGAAACAGUUCAGCUGCUCUGAGUGUGGGAAACGAUUUAGCAAGAAGACAAAUCUUAAGGUGCAUAUGAUAAUUCACUCAACAGACAAACCAUUCAGCUGCACAGUUUGCGGUAAAAGGUAUUCUCAGAAGGGGAACUUAGUUCGUCACAUGCCACAUCACACCGGAGAGGAAAAAUACAGCUGUAUGGUUUGUGAGAGACGUUUUAAAUUCAAAAGAGAUGUCGGGCGACACAUGACGAUCCACACAAAAGAGACACUGAAGAGUCUGAACCAGGAGCAGCCAGAUCCACUUUUACAACCCGAAGACAAGACUGGAGACUCUUCUGAACUGGAGAGGGAAGUCAGCGAUGGUUCAAAAGAGAGCAGAGAAUGGCAGUUCGGUUUGAUGUCUCAGGGAAAUAUCAAAGUCCCGGCUGAGAAAGCACAUAGCUGCUCUUUUUGUGGAAAAACAUUUGCCCGUAAGUUCUGUCUGAAGGUCCACAUAAGACUGCACACCGGCGAGAGGCCGUUCAGCUGCUCCGUCUGCAGCAAAAGCUUCGUCCAGCGCUACCACUACCUGGAACACACGAGGCUCCACACGGGAGAGGACACGUUUGACUGCUCUGUGUGCGGGAAAAAGUUCGGACACAAGUUCCGACUCAGAAACCACAUGGGGACUCACACGGGAGAGAAGCCGUUCAGCUGCUCCGUCUGCGGUAAAGGUUUCAGAUUCAGCGGGGAGCUGAAGCAACACGCGAGCGUCCACUCGGGGGAGAAACCGUUCAGCUGCUCCGUCUGCCUACGAGCUUUCCGUCUUAAGGUCAUGUUAAAAAAUCACAUGAAAAUCCACAGCGGGGAGUUCCCGUUCAGCUGCUUGGUAUGUGGCAAAAGAUUCAGGCAAAAGGGAAAUCUGAAAAAACACGCGACGAAGCACGAGACGGAAAAAUCUCCGGCUGCAGAGUAGAGGGUGACCCGCUGGAGUCCCGAAAAAUGCAGUACGGGACUCAAUCUCACUGCUGGUAACGUGAUAGGGACAGAAUAGAGCAUAGAAAUCAGCGGGAGCGAGCGGGACGUAGGGCCCUAUGAUUUCCGUGAUGCCAAACUGAUCUCAUAAAGUGGCGUAUGUAUGUCAUGAAGACGCAUAAUUGCUUUUUAGCGUGUUUAUCAACACAUUUCGGCCGCCAUUGACUUACAUUACGUGUGAAUUUUCGCCCUAGCGAGUAGUAUGAAAGGAUGUAAAUCCGCAUAGGGAAGUUAGUUGGGGUGGAGGAUGGGAAAAACACUUUCACCCAGGAGAGCUGGGAUCGCGUCCUGCAUGUGGCAUUUAUUUUUAUUUUUAUAAGCCUUCCCCAAUGUUUCUUUCCUAAACCCAACCGUUUAUGGUUUUCCUAAGUGUUUUUUUGUGUUACUAAAGACUUUCCCAAUGUUGCGUGUGACGUUUUUGCGAUAAGUACGUCACGUUCUCGCGAUAACGCGUGUGACGUUCUCGUGAAAGCGCGUGGUGUGUAUGUUUACAUCCGCUGUAUACAGCGUAGACAUACACGUGGAUAGCUCA